AACCACACAUUUUAUGCCACAUUUUCUUAAUCUGUUUUCAUUGCGUUUUUUUCUGUGCGGUCUAAAAAGUUUUGAAAGAAAAACAAAUUUUAAUCUCUAGGCAAGGAAGUUUCAACGUUGUUGGAAUGUUUUUUUUUUUCUUCAUUCUAACCACCCUUUAUCUUCAAAUGGGUUAUUCUUCUUUUUCUUAUUCAUGCGUUAAAAAAUUCACAUAAUCAUAAGCUAUCAUCAUUUUUUUUUUGAGUAUGUUUAUUCAAUAAUUGAAUAAAGAAACAACGUUAAACUAAUAGAAAAAUUAAAAUGGCAUCAUCAGAAGUUGAAAUUGCUUCUUUUAAUUUAUCACAAAAUCAGAAAACUCAAAAACCAACAUGGGUUUCAAGAGUUGCUAAAAACAAUAACAACCUUGGAACUCUAAAGUUCAACAAAAGAUUUCAUAAUGUGUUUAGUGAGCAAGAUGAUUCUUCAUUGUCUGCAUUGGUUAGUCCAAGGCACUCGAAGAUCGUUGAUCGAUGGGCGACAAGACAGGCUCAAGAAGUGGUGACAAAUCUUGGAAAAAAGAAUAAUGAGGAUGCAGUUAAGGUGUUUGAUAAAUUUUCUACAAGAUCAUCAAGUUUCAAUUAUAGGAGAGGCAGAGAAGAUUCUGUUUCGCCUCCUCGUUCUGAUGGGUCGUCUGAUAGCGAAAAAGCAUCGGGCCUUGGUGCUUCUUCCCUUGUUAGGAUUUGGGAAAAAAGGCUCAACAACCAAUCCAAUUGCACAAAACAAAAUGUACCAUUAGCCGGAAGAACUAAUUCGGAUUCGAGCUGUAAUGACACUAAUGCAUGUUCUGUGGAAGAUCAUGGUAGGGUAUCAGAAGAAGAGGAUUCCUCCGAUGAACCAUUUACAUGUUGGGAAUAUGAUAAAACAAAAGUUAGUACUGAUCAAAAUUGUUUACCAAAAGUGAAAUGUAAUUCAGAUGCUGUUGAAAGUGAGAAGAGCAAGGUUGCUGAUAUUAUAAAGAGACUCUAUGUUGACAAUGAUCAAGAGUUAAGUAAUGGUGCGGCAAGUUCUCCAUUUAGAGAGCGUGAUUGUGUUUCCACACCGAAACAAUUAAUGGAACAUAAAAGUUUUGGCAAGGUCAGAAGCCACCCACGUAUUAGGGGGCGCCAAGCAUUCAAUGAUUUGAUGACGCAUUUUGAGUGUGAUCGACAUGGAGAGCUCAACAAUCUUGCAGAACGAGGCGCGGUUUCUAAGUUCACACAAAGAGGUCGUAUUCAGUCAUUGCUUCGACUUAGAUUAUUACAACGUGGAGUAGCAGUUUUUGAUCCAUCUCGCCCGAAAUCAACAAGACAUGGAGGGAAUAAACAUCAACAAGGAUCAACAGGACAUGAAGGGAAUAAACAACAGCAAGGAUCAGUAAUUAUGCAACUAAGGGAAAGAUUUGACACAAGAGAUGAACGGAGAAUUUCAUCCCUGAAAGAAGUCACUGUCAUCCAUUGUAAGAAACAUACACAAAAUCCUGUGUCUCAAACUAAUGCAGGUGUAAAAGAAGAAGAGCAUCUAAGUUGUGGUUUUGAAGCUCAAAAUGAUGAUCCAAAAGAAACUGUUGAGGAAUCUUCAUCAAAGGUUGAUUCAAAUGCAAAUGAAAUGGUUGAUGAAGUAGAGGCAAGAGACCAACAAUUAUAUGAUACUAUUGAAACCGACUACAACGAGAUAUUAGAAGAGAAAGAGUGUAGUGAGUAUAAUUAUGAUGAAACUAGCGCAAGUUAUGACUGGAUCAGUUCUAUUUCUCGGCCUAAAAGCUAUUGGGAGGAACUCAGGCAAGAAUGGUAUAGGGAAGUUCUUGACUUUGGUUCAGGCAAUGAUGAGAGACGCGAACUUCUUCAAAGAAAAACAGUUUCAACUGUCCUUUGUAGCGAUUUUCGAGAAAGGAUGGAUAAAUUGAUGAAGUCUCACGUGGGAACACAAACACACUUAGUCAGUAAUCAACACGACGAGGAAGAUCCAGAAGAGAGUAUGGAAAAAUUGAUGGCAUUUUAUUAUGAUCGCUUGCGCGUUAGAGGCAGUCCCGAAGAAGAUGGAAAAGAUAGAAACGAAAAAGAAGUGUCAGAGGAAGAUGAAUGCAUCAAUAGCGGUUCAGAUCAUGAACUUGGUGAUUGUCAUAGUGGUUCAGAUCAUGAACUUGGUGAUUGUUCACCAUCAAUACAUACACCAUCAUCAACAACAUGGAGUUAUAGAGACACUGACGGCGGGGAUGAUUCUGCUAGAGCUGCAUUUGUAUCUUCACCAUUGCAUUCUCAACCUUUCUAUCCAGAUAGUAGGCUAUCUUCACCCGCAAAUCAGCCUUCAAUUGAAAUGGAAAUCAUAUACCAUUUGCGAGGGCAAAUGGAACUACUUUAUCAAGAGAUGUCCGAGCUAAGGAAAACACUAAAAAACUGUACAGACAUGCAGAUGCAAAUGCAAUUACAACAAUCCCAGAAUCAAGCAGUUCACAAAGUUAAAGGAAAGAAAAGCAGUAACAAGAAAUCAAAGAAAGGAAAUUGUUGCAUUUGCAAUGAAAAUAAAGUAAACUCAGUUUUAUACAGAUGUGGUCACAUGUGUGCAUGUCUCAAAUGUGCCAAAGAGUUGCAAUGGAAAAGUGGAAAAUGUCCAAUAUGUCAAGUUGAAAUAAUAGAUGUUGUCAAAGUACAUACUAACACAUAAUCUUUACAUAAUGGACAGAGUCUAUAGCUAUAGAGGAUUAAGUCCUCAAAUUUGGUAAAUUGAAAGAAAGGAAUUUACCAUUUUCUAUUGAAAAGAAGAGAAUUGAAAAGAAGAGGAUCAAGUCCUUUUAAUUGAGAGAGUAUGUAAACUUGUUCUUACCUCUCAACAUCUUUUUUUAUUUUCUUCCAAAUUCAAACACUCAUUUUUAGUUUCAAUAAUCUAUUUUAACCCUAAUUAACCAAUACUUUAUUAGGUUCUCAAUGGAUUUGAAAGAAGCCAUGUUGUGUAAUAUUAAUAGAAUGGUGAAAUUGUGAUUUCUCCUAUGACAUUAUCAUAUGUAAUUGGUGUUUUUCUAAGGAGAAAUAUACGAGGAUUUUGUCCACGUGUGAUUUAUGUUUAUUCCAUAGUUUCUAAAAUCAAAUGUUCCAUUAACAUAAGUCAGAAAAAUAUGUUCUAUUAACAAGGCAAAUGCUUUGUGCACAACCCAAAAAUGCUCUCCUGCACUAUGUUUUAAGACCAAGUCAUAUGAAAAUUAGUUUAUUUGUUU
Trifolium pratense (red clover) is the source of this 3226-nucleotide messenger RNA. RefSeq lists its product as uncharacterized. The coding region runs from base 301 to 2679 and encodes 792 amino acids. The transcript is spliced from 7 exons. The record is from RefSeq and is a predicted model, not a curated record. NCBI's taxonomy places the organism in Eukaryota, Viridiplantae, Streptophyta, Magnoliopsida, Fabales, Fabaceae.